This is a messenger RNA of Salvia hispanica, 1059 nucleotides long. Lineage: Eukaryota; Viridiplantae; Streptophyta; Magnoliopsida; Lamiales; Lamiaceae. The record is from RefSeq and is a predicted model, not a curated record.
UUCAGCAAAAGUGUCACCCCUUGUUUUUGUUUUUCUUUGACUUGCAUCUUGCUAAUAUGUGUUUAUGGCUUUGUCUUCUUGAUUUUGUUGACCAAGGAGUAUACCUUGAUUGAUCCACCUCAAGCACUUAAAUCUUGGAAUUGGAGUUGUGAGUCUGAGUGAAUCCACCUUUCUCACAAUAUUCUAAGCCUUUGUCGAGAGUUAUUGGGGAGUGAUUUGAGGGGGGUUUGGGACAUCAAGGUUGAGUUCAUCUUCUUAAAUUCUACUUUCUUUUAUUACUAACCUCUAGGACUAGUUCCUAGUGUUUGUUUGAUUUGUAGGUACUUACUCUAUGCCUCCUCGCACCCGGUCCAACAAAAUGGCGGGGACAAGUGCGGAGGGGGAGGAAACAAGCAUGACUCACCCUACACCCGAUGGGGACCUUGUGAGCAUGAUGGCCCGAAUGAUGAAGGAACUCAAACAAGAGAUGAUGAUCCAGAUGGAUGAGCGAGCAAAAGAAUCCAUUGUUCAAUCAAAAGAAUCCGAAGCCCGCAUGCUUGCCGCCCAAAACACUUUAUUUGAGGAGUUCAACACCUUGAAGGGAGGCCGCACAUCUAGGACUCCUACUUCUAGGGGUAACAAUCUACCUAAUGUUUCCCCGGAGGAGAUGAUGGAAGAAGUGGUGUAUGAGGGAUGGCAAAGGGGGAAUGAUAGAAAUAGAGUCAAUCACAUGGAGAAUGAUCGGUUUGGGGGAAGAAAUGGUGCCCGUGGCCGUUUUAAAGGUGACUAUGAAUCAAGGUACCAUGGAGAUGGGCUUGAUAGAGGAUAUAGUGGGAAAAGAGCUCCCAAGUCUCAUGGAGAGUGGUAUUCUAGGAGGGUGAGGGAUCAAGUUAGCCAUAAGGGGUUUGAGAGGCCAAUUGAAGAAGAAGUCUCAUAUAGAACUCGAUUGAGGCCUACCUACCCACAUGGUGGUGUUGACACAAACCAAAGAGGAAAUUUAAUUGAAGGCAUGGAAGUGAGGCAUCAUGUUGUACAUGGCUUGGAAACUACUCACCUGGAGAAGGAAAAAGAGGAACGAGG